AUGGGCGCCAAGUUGCGCUCGGGCUUCUACUUGGGCAAGAAGUCCGGCGUGCUGCUGGCGCUGCUGCUGGCCGCCCUGCUCCUGGCGCUGCUCGUGCUGGGGAUCCUGUACGGACGCUGCGCGCACGAGCUGCAGGGCGCCGGAGCGGGCCCCUCGCCGCCCGGCGCCAACGCCAGCACGAGCGCCGAGCCUCCCACGCGGCCGCCGGGGCCGUGGGACCACUGGCGCCUGCCCGCCGCCUUGGCGCCUUUGCACUACUCGCUGCUGCUGUGGCCCCACCUGGCGCCCGGCCUGCCCGAGCCGCGCACGCACUCGGGCCGGGUCAGCAUCACGGUGCGCUGCCGCCAGGACACGGCCACGGUGCUCCUGCACAGCGCCCACCUCACCUACCAGAGCGCCGCCGUCUGGGGCCCGGGCGCCAAUGGCAGCAGCCGCGGCACUCGCGGCCGCCGCAUCCCCGUGGCCGAGCUGUGGGAAGCGCCGUCGAACCAGUACGUGGUGCUGGAGCUGCGCGAGAAGCUGAGCGCGGGCGCCCUCUAUGAGCUGCAGCUCGCCUUCUGCGGGAGAAUCCACACGGGUCCGGAUAUCAGCGGGCUCUUCCGUAACACGUAUCGGGACGAAGGAGAGAGCAGGUGGCUGAUUGCAUCACAACUAGAACCAACAGCUGCAAGGACUGUUUACCCAUGCUUUGAUGAGCCUGCUAUGAAAGCCACCUUUAACAUCAGUAUUGUUCACCAUCCAAGCUAUAUAGCCCUUUCCAACAUGCCUGCUAUAGAUGUAUCCGAGUAUAAAGAUGAGAAUGAGAACACAUUGAGUGAAUUGACAAAUGGGACUACACCGAUGAACUGGACUGUCACAACAUAUGAAACAACACCAAAAAUGUCCACAUACAUCACUGCUUUUGUGGUCUGUAACUUUGAUUAUGUCACCACAACCGAGAGGGGCAAAGAGAUUCGCAUUUGGGCUACGAAGGAUGCAGUUCAAAAGGGAUUUGUUAACUAUGCACUAAAUAUCACUGGACCAAUCUUUUCAUUUCUAGAAGACUUGCUUAACAUUAGCUACAGUCUUUCAAAAACAGAUCUGAUCGCACUACCUGACACAGACAAUUCUGCUAUGGAAAACUGGGGGCUAAUAACUUUCCAGGAACAUUCCUUAUUGUAUUACCCAGAAGAUAAAUUCACAAACAAGAAAGAAAAGAUCCUUCAAAUUGUUUCCCAUGAGAUAGCACAUCAGUGGUUUGGGAACCUAGUUACCAUGGCAUGGUGGAACGACUUAUGGCUUAAUGAGGGAUUUGCAUCUUACUUUCAGUAUGUAGGUGCACACUACAUUGAACCCACAGUAUCCCUGGACCAAGUCUUUAGCUCUAAGGUUGUGUUACCUAUGUUGACAUGGGAUUAUAAUCUAUGUCAGUCCUUAUCGGACACAAAUGAAGAUCGUCGAACAGCUACGUUAUUAGAUCUGUUUGCACAAGUAACAUACACAAAGGGGGCUGCCAUCGUCCGGAUGCUUUCCAGCUUUAUGACAGAAAGACUGUUUAUAAAAGCACUCAAUUCUUAUCUGAAUGCAUUUUCCUUUUCAAAUGCUGUCCAGGAUGAUCUUUGGAAUCACAUUCAAAAGGUAAUAGAUGAACAGAAUGACCUCCAGUUACCGGCUCCAGUAAAAGUUAUAAUGGACUCCUGGACCUGCCAAAAGGGCUUCCCAUUCCUAACCGUAAAUUUCUCCACUGGGAACAUCAGUCAGGAAAAGUUUUAUCCUGAAAAAGGAAUAAACAAUACAAACAAGUCAUGGAUGAUUCCUAUUUCUUGGAUAAAAAAUGGAGUAAUACAACCUUUAGUAUGGCUUGAUAAAGGCAGCAAAGUAUUCCCUGAAAUGAAAAUAUCAGAUUCCGAACAUGACUGGAUUAUUUUAAAUGUGAAUGUGACUGGUUAUUACAGAAUUAAUUAUGACCAAAUGCAUUGGAGGAGAUUGGCCAAAGUGCUUGAAAGUGACCCAAAGGUGAUUCCUGUUGUCAACAGGUUACACUUGAUGACAGAAGCCUUCCGACUGAGAGGGUAUAAUUACACUGAGUAUGGUACUCCAUUGUAUUUAACAAAGUACCUUGAAAAAGAAGACGAUAUCUCAGUGUGGACAGAGGCCCUGCAUUUUCUAGAAGUUGACAACUGGGAGCUUAUUCUGAGCGAUUAUGAAUUAUAUCCAGUUUUAAAGGAAUAUUUCUUACCACGAAUUUUGCCAAUAUACCAUCAUUAUGCAUAUCUCCUUCAUCAAAGUUUUGACCUUUUGAGAUAUGGCUGUUCUACUAGAUCUGGCAUAGAAAUAAUAAUUAAAACAGCAUGUUGGUUUGGACUCCGUGCCUGUUUAGACCUGUCUUCUGAAAUGUUCAGCAAGUGGAUGAACAAUCCCAGUCCUGAGGCUCCCUUUUGUCUUAGCACAACCAUUUGUUGCUAUGGUGUUCAGAUGGGUAGUGAUAAAGAGUGGGACUUUGCAUGGAAAAUGUUCAAGCAGAAUGAUACCAAACAAAAGUAUUCUAUAUUCUCUGCCCUGAGCUGUACACGUGAGCCGUGGUUACUUCAAAGAUUCUUGCAGUACAUCCUCAACGAUAGUGUAAUUCCAUCAUAUCUGGUAACCAAAGCGAUUAAAGAUGUAGCCAGCAGUGAGAUUGGUCACCGGAUAGCAUGGAAAUUUGUAACAGAAAAUUGGUCGCAUUUGUAUAAUAGGAGUGGGUUUCAAGCAUUAACAGCUUUCAUGUCAACUUUCAGUACAGACUUAGAAGUCCAAAUGAUCCAGGUUUUUCUUAACAAUACUCUUGAACCGGAACUAAGAAGAAUUCCUAUUGAUGAGUUGCAAUCAGAAAAAUCUAACAAUGAAAAAAGAAAACAAUCAGUGACUAAAAUGAUCAAGUGGCUAAAGAAAAAUAUGGAUAGCUGACAUUUGAGAACUCUUUCAAAUAUCUUGUUUUUGGUAGUGGAUUGGUGGCACUAU
This is a messenger RNA of Elgaria multicarinata webbii, 2979 nucleotides long. Its product is annotated as aminopeptidase Q-like. The coding region runs from base 1 to 2925 and encodes 974 amino acids. Gene Ontology annotation, molecular function: peptide binding; zinc ion binding; metalloaminopeptidase activity. Gene Ontology annotation, biological process: proteolysis; peptide catabolic process. NCBI's taxonomy places the organism in Eukaryota, Metazoa, Chordata, Lepidosauria, Squamata, Anguidae. Gene Ontology annotation, cellular component: cytoplasm. The transcript has 20 exons. The record is from RefSeq and is a predicted model, not a curated record.